Manihot esculenta (cassava) is the source of this 1949-nucleotide messenger RNA. RefSeq lists its product as uncharacterized. The coding region runs from base 403 to 1596 and encodes 397 amino acids. Gene Ontology annotation, biological process: endoplasmic reticulum tubular network organization. The transcript is spliced from 6 exons. The record is from RefSeq and is a predicted model, not a curated record. Gene Ontology annotation, cellular component: endoplasmic reticulum tubular network. Lineage: Eukaryota; Viridiplantae; Streptophyta; Magnoliopsida; Malpighiales; Euphorbiaceae.
GCGAGAAAUAGUUGUGAAAAAACCUGAUACCCUUGAUCUCUGAGUCUGGGUAUCAGAGACCCCCUCCCCCCUUCCCCUCCUAAAAUCAAGAUCCCUUCGACGUUGCUAGGGUUCUGCUGCCAUCGCUGAGCCCAUUCAACUCGCUGCUGCUUCUCCUUCUCUUACGAACCGAGGAUCCCCGAAGCCGUCGCGCGAUUGUCCUUCGCGAUACCCUUGCCAGUGGACCAAGUGAAUAUUUUACGUCGUUUUUCACAUUAACUCAAUUUCCCUUCUCCAAUUCUCUCUCUCACACGCACUCACGCCUUCGUAUUGCUGCUGCAUCUUUCGAGCUCAAGCAACCGACGCGACUGUCGUCAAUCUCAAUCCAGUAGUAGUAAUAGAAGAAAAAAAAGAGCAAAAGGAAUGGCAGAGGACAAAGGCAUAGCAGAUGAAGGAAAGAAUGAACCAAGAGUAAUUGACGAAAAGAAGCGCAAGGGUGUUAUCUCUCGUAUUUGGAAUGGCAUUUUCAGACUUCAUGGAGACAAUUUUGAGAAGAGACUGCAAAGCAUUUCCAAGAAAGAAGCUGCUGUUUUAUCAAGGAUGAAAAGGAGAUCCCUUACUUGGAGGAAGAUGACUAGGCAUCUCAUUAUUUUCUCGGUCAUUUUUGAGGUAAUUGCAGUAGGCUAUGCUAUUAUGACAACAAGAUCAAUGGAUUUGAAUUGGAAGAUGAGGGCAUUUCGGGUUAUGCCUAUGUUUCUUUUGCCUGGUAUAUCAUGCCUUGCAUAUUCAGCAUUUGUGAGCUUCAGAACUAUGUGUGAUCGAAGGGAUCAGAAAACUCUUGAAAGGCUGCGGGCUGAGAGGCAAGCUAAAAUUGAUGAACUUAAAGAGAAGACAAAUUACUACACUACGCAGCAACUUAUUCAGAGAUAUGAUCCAGAUCCAGCAGCAAAGGCAGCUGCUGCAACAGUCCUCGCAUCUAAGUUGGGUGCAGAUUCUGGCUUGAAAGUGUAUGUGGGAGAUGAAGAUAAGCUCAAUAGCGCAACAAGGAUGAGUAAUGAUGUUGAGUUUGUGCAAGCUAGUGGCCUUAGGAAUAGAAAGCCAGGGCACACUAGAUCCAGUAGUGCAGGGAGUUCUCCAGUGCUUCAUCGUGAUGAAGGAAUGCUAUGUUCUGCACAAAGUGAAAGUCUUCAAACUGCUCAGGAAAAACCGCUUGUUGUUGAGCAUCAGAAUCCUCAAGGUUCUGCUUUGCAAGAGGGGGGAUGGAUUGCUCGAUUAGCUGCAUUACUUGUGGGUGAGGAUCCUACGGAAUCAUAUGCACUGAUAUGUGGAAACUGCCAUAUGCACAAUGGACUUGUCAGGAAGGAGGAUUUUCCACACAUUACUUACUACUGUCCACAUUGUCGUGCCUUGAAUCAGCCAAAACAUUCAGAAGGGCAUGUCUCUGGUUUUAAUUCCCCCAAUUUGGGCAAUAUGAAAGGUGAAGAUAACGUUGAUGUUGUGAACAGUGCCAGCAACCUCUUGGGUGAGAGCAUUCUUACAGGCAGCAGCCCUACUAGAGAUGAUUCAGAAAAAGAGCAAGAAAGAGGAGACAUAGGAUCGGGGGAGUUGGCUAGUUAAGAUUGCAGAUACAGGUGAUUGAUUAUACAGCGUUGAGCCUAUUAUCAUAUCUGUCGGGUGUGUUCCAUUGAUUGGUGGAUUUGGAGUAGUGUCGGUUCACGUGUUUGUUAAACAGAUAUAUACGCGAGUGCGGGUUUCAAUCUAAUCAUCUCAUGUCUAGUUUGUUAUGGUUGCCAAUGAGUGAUGGAAUUGCACAAGUAGAGGUGAUGCAAUUUGACAAAGUUCAGCCCAUCACCUACUGUAGAGUAUGGGUGCUAUUGAGUGAGACGGAUUUUCAUGUAACAAAAUAUGUUGGGAGACUUGGUGGUGCAUACCCUAUUAUCAUAUAAAUGGAUCAUUACUCAGUUGCAGAA